Porites lobata is the source of this 943-nucleotide messenger RNA. The record is from the annotation of a GenBank genome assembly. Lineage: Eukaryota; Metazoa; Cnidaria; Anthozoa; Scleractinia; Poritidae.
UCUUGUCCCUCAAGCAAGUUGUGUAAGCAGGCUGGACGUAAUGACCGUCACUUCUUAAGUCAGUGCACUUACCUAACUGCUGAAGACCGCGCUUUCCUCGCCAAAGCACGCCUUACAAGUUGCCUCGAUGACGAAGAUGACCCCACCGAUUCUGAUUUCUUCUGUUCACCUGUUGUGGAGGACUUCGCUUCUUCUCCCCAUUCCUUGGCCAGGGUUGUGUCUCGCCGCGUGAGCACAAAGCAGUCCCCCCAUUUCAAUGCCUUCUUUCAUCACCACUCGCUUAAAGUCACCUUGGACGCUGGUGCCGAAAACAGCAUGAUCAAGGCCUCCGUCGCUCGUAGCAUCGACGCUCCCAUCGUAAAAACUUCCCAGCAGGCCCUACAAGCAGAUGGAGUUACGCCUCUCGUUGUUGUUGGCGAGACCCACCUCACUCUUUCUAGAGCUGGCAAGUGCCUGACUCUUGAUGCCCUCGUAGUGGAAGACUUAGACGAUGUUUUAGCUGGAACCCCAUUUAUGAUCACUAAUGACAUAUUCGUUCGCCCAGCAAAGGGACAGGCUCCAAGGCUCCGAAAUACUGGCCUACCAUUCCGAGUUAAGUGCCAGUUCCCAGGCUUACGCCGUCCGUCGCACCCAGUCUUAUGUGUUAGGCUAGUCCUCCCCUACAACAGUGGUCCUCCCUGGGGAAUAUCUUGAGCUGAGCCUACCACCUAACAUAGAUCCUGAUUGUACCUUAGCCAUAGAAGCCCGUACCGAUGCACCAUCCAACAAAUACUCCAAAGGUUCACAACUUUGGCCUCAGCCCCAAAUUGUGGACGCAGUAGCUAGUAGAGUUCGUUUAGUCAACGACACUGUUGAGCCAAGGACAGUCCGUCGCCACGGACAUCUCUGCCAAGCUCGACACACCACAGCUGUGGUUCCCACUUCACCUGUCGGACCACACCCA